This is a messenger RNA of Callithrix jacchus (white-tufted-ear marmoset), 2982 nucleotides long. Lineage: Eukaryota; Metazoa; Chordata; Mammalia; Primates; Cebidae. The record is from RefSeq and is a predicted model, not a curated record.
AACGGGAAAUUCCCAAGUGAAGUGGAGACGCGGGAACACCAGGCAGAUAUUCUGCUGGCGGAAGCCGGCAGCCGGGGGUAUGGCAGCUGGAGAGAACUGGCCAAAGCUCUGGCCAGCAAGAACAUUCCAGCUGUGGACCCACAUCUCCAGUUCUACCACCCCCAGAGGCUGAGCCUUGAGGAGCAUGAAAUUGACCGAGGUGGAAGCAGUAACAGCAGCUACUUGAAGUGGAACAAGCCUGUCCCCUGGCUCUCAGAGGCACUCCAGGGCCCUGGAGCCUGCUCAGUUGCUGUACCCUCACCACCCAGCAGUGGUGCCUGUAGCUUGGGCCUCCUGUUCCCUAUCUCCCUGGGUGCUGCUCCCACUUUGCCAAGUCUGCUGUGCUGCUCGGGUGCUGGCAUUGGCCCCACCAUCCGGAUUGGGGCAGAAACGGUGAUCACUGUGGACACGAAGGCAGCAGGCAAAGUGACCUCCCCCCAGCCAGGCAAAUACGUUAUCUGCGUGCACUUUGGUGGCAAGCACGUGCCCAACAGCCCCUUCCAAGUGACGGUGAGGAGGGUAGAACAGGAGGGGAAUCUGGCAGGCUCUGGGGACCAGCCCUCUCGGUGCAGCCCCUACUACAGCAGCUGGCCCCACAGUACACCUACACCCAGGGUGGCCAGCAGACUUGGACCCUGCGUGGGUGUCAAUGGGCUGGAUGUGACCGGCCUGAGGCCAUUUGACCUUGUCAUCCCUUUCACCAUCAAGAAGGGUGAGAUCACAGGGGAGGUUCAGAUGCCCUCAGGCAAGGUGGCACAGCCUGCCAUCACUGACAACGACAGCACUAUGACCAUGUGGUAUGCGCCCAUAGAGGCUGGCCUGCAUGAGAUGGACAUGCGUUAUGACAACAUGCACAUCCCAGGAAGCCCCUUGCAGUUCUAUGUGGAUUGCGUCAACUGUGGCCAUGUCACUGCCUAUGGGCCUGGCCUCACCCACAGAGUAGUGAACAAGCCUGCCACCUUCACUGUCAACACCAAGGAUGCAGGAGAGGAUGAGCAAGGGCCUAUCUCUGUCGAGGGCCUGUCCAAAGCAGAAAUCAGCUGCACUGACAACCAGGAUGGGACGUGCAGCGUCUCCUACCUGCCUAUGCUGCUGGGUGACUACAGUAUCUGGUCAAGUGACGACUCCAUGCAGAUGUCUCACCUAAAGGAUGGCUUGUUCACCGUGGUCCCGCCCUCAGGAUGGGAGGAGCCCUGUUCGCUGAAGCGACUGCAUAAUGGCCUCGUUGGGAUUUCAUUUGUGCCCAAGGAGACAGGGGAGCACCUGGUGCACAUGAAGAAAAAUGGCCAACACGUGGCCAGCAGCCCCAUCCCGGUGGUGAUCAGCCAGUCGGAAAUCGGCGUGCCAGCCACAUUCAGGUCUCUGGCCAGGGCCUCCAUGAAGGUCACACCUUUGAGCCUGCAGAGUUUAUCAUUGAUACCCGAGAUGCAGGUAGGCAGUUGCUGCCCACCAGUUGGGGCAGGAACACUGUACAUGGCACCCAAGCUCAGGGUUCUCCAUCCCCCAGGCUUUGGUGGUCUAAACCUGUCCACUGAGGGCCCCAGCAAGGUAGACAUCAACACAGAGGACCUGGAGGAUGGGACGAGCAGGGUCACCUACUGCUCCACAGAGCCUGGCAAGUACAUCAUCAGCAUCAAGUUUGCUGACCAGCACAUGCCCCGCAGCCCCUUCUCUGUGAAGGUGACAGGCGAGGGCCAGGGUCUGUGGGAAGCCUGGGGCUCAGGCAGUCCCAAGAGGAGGGGUGGAGCCCAGGGCUGCUGCUCACCAGCCUGUCACCACUGUCACCACCCUGAAGAAAUCAGCAUCCAGGAUAUGACAGCCCAGGUGACCAGGCCAUCAGGCAAGAGUCAUGAGGUUGAGAUCGUGGAAGAGAACCACACCUACUACAUCCGCUUUGUUCCUGCUGAGAUGGGCACACACACAGUCAGCGUCAAGUACAAGGGCCAGCACGUGCCUGGGAGCCCCUUCCAAUUCACUGUGGGGCCCCUAGGGGAAGGGGGAGCCCACAAGGUCUGAGCUAGGGGCCCUGGCCUGGAGAGGGCUGAAGCUGGAGUGCCAGCCGAAUUCAGUAUCUGGACCUGGGAAGCUGGUGCCAGAGGCCUGGCCAUUGCUGUCGAGGGCCCCAGCAAGGCUGAGAUCUUUUUUGAGGACCGCAAGUAUGGCUCCUGCGGUGUGGUUUAUGUGGUCCAGGAGCCAGGUACUGGGAACUGGCUGGACGAGGUGGGGUUGGAGGAGUUGGGACCCAGGGGUUGUGACUACAAAGUCUCAGUCAAGUUCAACGAGGAGCACAUCCCUGACAGCCCCUUUGUGGCACCUGGGGCCUCUCCGUCUGGCGACGCCCACCACCUCACUGUUUCUAGCCUUCAGUUAGGGCUAAAGGUCAACCAGCCAGCCUCUUUUGCAGUCAGCCUGAAUGGGGCCAAAGGGGUGAUCGAUGCCAAGGUGCACAGCCCCUCAGGAGCCCUGGAGGAGUGCUAUGCCACAGAAAUUGACCAAGGGAGCCCAGCUGAGUUCAUCAUGAACACGAGCAAUGCGGGAGCUGGUGCCCUCUCGGUGACCACUGACGGCCCCUCCAAGGUGAAGAUGGAUUGCCAGAAGUGCCCUGAGGGCUACCGUGUCACCAUUACCCCCAUGGCACCUGGCAGCUACCUCAUCUCCAUCAAGUAUGGCGCCCUACCACAUUGGGAGCAGCCCCUUCAAAGCCAAAAAUGCAGGCCCCGGCCAGUGUCAGCCCCAGGAGGUGGCCUGCUGCUCCUGGUGACACCAAGGACACGCUCUCGAGGCGGCCCUUCCUCUCGGGGCUUCCAACAGCCAACACAGGUCUACACGUGCAAGGGCGCUUCUGACUCACAGCACGCAGGAACAGCCUCCACCCUGAGCAUGGCGCCCUCUCCAGCAUGCUCCAGGGUGGACCUGUCUGCAGGAAGCCCGGCAGCCCUGUGA